AAACCCAGGACAGAGGCGAUUGUGUGCGGGCAGGUUAAUCUCUCAACAAUUUGGACUUAAUACAAGGGCACGAGUGCAGAAUGCAAUACCUCUACUGUACAAUAUGUGAAUUGCGCAGUGCAAAGCAGCGAAGUUCUCACUCGAUCAGAGUCGAUACAAUUCAUUUGUACUUGGCUAGGAUCACGUGCCUUUGCAGAGCCGCCUUUCAAAGUUUUUUUAGUGUUGGGUCGUUGAGAUUGGAAAAUCGCAGUGCAGUUAUCAAUAUUAAUCGGUGUUCCUACCUAUGAGGAGGUAAUUAAUGUUGCCCUGUUGGUUACAUAUUUAGCAAUAUCAUUCUUACCCCUUUCGUCAAAAUAGGCGAAACCCAGUACCACGAAGUCGUGCGGUGGCGUUUUGAUUGAACUGAGUGAAGAGUUCGCUGCCGCGGGUUUCCCUGCAGUCCAGCAGCCUGACUGCAUUCCGGGAGAGCUGCUGCCGACAGCGCUACCCCCUCCAGGAUGAGAGACCGCUCCAACUUGUGGGCAUUUACUCUAAUCCUUCAUUUUGCCUGCGGAUCCGCAGGUGUCUUUCAUGCACCUCCCUUGACCCAUGUACCAACUCAGAAUGUGCCGACGCCAGCAGGAGAAUCCCAAAGUACCGCCCUGUUUGCAACAAACAUUCGGGAAGAGAUUAGAUUCAAACCUGGAGCAGCAAACGUUAUAAUAUCACAAGGCAAUCCUGUAAGCUUUAACUGUUCCAUUGAUGUACCUGAGUUUUACCAGGAUGUGCCUAUUCAAUGGCUGAAGAAUGGUAAAGAGCUAAUUGAUGGCCACCGUUGCUUCUACAAAGGGAUUGCUUUUGCAGUCAGUGAACACAAAGCCAGGAUCCUCAGCAGCUGCAGCAUCUCCAAUGUACUGCAUUCUGAUGCAGGUGUUUACAACUGUAGGAUAUUAAUCUCUAAUGUUCCCAUUGAAUCAGAGAAGAUCAAUCUUCAGAUAGAAGGAUUGCCAAGUUUUAUUCAAGAACCUGAAUCAAAGAACGUCACAAGAGAUGCUUCCUUUAAUCUCACCUGUGAGGCUGUGGGCCCACCAUAUCCUGUGGAUAUUUACUGGUUACAGAAUGGUGAGAAGAUGAAGAUGGUUGCAGACACUUCCCCUUCUGUUUUGACCGUCGCAGGAAUUAAUGAACGGACGAGAUAUAGCUGUGAAGCACACAAUCCAAAAGGAGUAGCAGUUUCAAAGGAAGCCCGGGUUAACAUCAAGGAUGUUCCACAUGCACCGAUGAACCUACAGAUUAAGAAUCAAACAGCGCAUACAGUUGUAGUUUCAUGGGAGCCUGGCUUUGAUGGAUACUCCUCACUCAACACUUGCCUAUUCCAGGUUAGGAAAGUUGAAGAUGCUGAAAACGAGACCAGCCCAGUGCUUAACUAUCAAACUACAGUUCCACCUUAUGAGUAUGGGAUCCUUCAGCUACAAGCCAUGACAUCCUACAGUAUCUGUGUUUCUUGUAAGAAUGAAGUUGGAUGGUCAAAGCACUGUUCUACUGUCGAAGCCAGAACAAUAGAAGGAGUCCCAACAGCACCCCCUCAUAAUGUCAGCAUACGGGUGAGUGAUUCCUCCCUGACUGUUGAAUGGGCUGGACCUCCGGAGGAAGAAAUUAAUGGCAUCCUGUUGGGAUACAUGUUGAGCUAUGAUUGGGAAGGUGGGAAUUCCCAUGUUAGAAAGCCACUUAAACUGUGUUGCAAUCAGACAGCUAACCGAGGUAUUAUUGAUGUUGUGGCAAUAAACGUCACAUAUAGCAUACAAGUGGCAGCAUAUACCAACGCUGGAAUUGGGCCUUACAGUGAUCCAACACACGUGUUCAUUGGGAGCAAUGGUGAGAUAAUACUUUCACCGUCCUCAACUACUGCAGCUGCUGAUGGCAGUAAUACUGAGAAUUCCCUUAUGGUGCUAAUUGGAAUUAUUUGUGCCAGCGGCAUAAUUAUUACAGUUGCAUUCAUAUAUGCAGCUAUGAAAAAGCGGAUGACAGAGACAAAGUUUGGGAAUGCAUUCGGUGAUGGAGAACUCUCUGAACCAACUGUCCACUACAGAGCAAGGAAAACGUAUUUACGGAGAGCAGUUGAGGUUACAUUAGAUAAUUUGGGAAUCCGUGCAGAAUUGAAAGAAAAGCUCCAGGAUGUAAUGAUUGACAGGAAGCUAUUGACUCUGGGUAAAGUUCUGGGAGAAGGAGAAUUUGGCUCUGUAAUGGAAGGACACAUUCAACAGGCUGAUGGUACCAGUCAGAAAGUAGCUGUUAAAACCAUGAAAUUGGACAACUUCUCACAAAGGGAGAUUGAAGAGUUCCUGAGUGAAGCAGCUUGCAUGAAAGAUUUUGAUCAUCCAAAUGUCAUUAAAUUGUUAGCUGUCUGCUUGGAGGUGAGUUCGAGGGAACCAAUUCCAAAACCAAUGGUCAUCCUCCCAUUUAUGAAAUAUGGGGAUUUGCACAGCUUCCUACUGCGCUCGAGACUCGAAGAAAAUGCUGAUUAUUUUCCACAACAGACAUUGCUAAAAUUCAUGAUCGACAUUGCCAGUGGAAUGGAGUACCUCAGCAACAGGAAUUUCCUGCACAGGGAUCUAGCAGCCAGAAACUGCAUGUUACGUACUGAUAUGACAGUAUGUGUGGCGGAUUUUGGCUUAUCCAAGAAGAUUUACAGUGGGGACUAUUACAGACAGGGGCGGAUUGCGAAGAUGCCAGUAAAAUGGAUUGCUCUUGAGAGCCUUGCUGAUCGAGUUUUCACAAUUAAAAGUGACGUGUGGGCAUUUGGAGUUACAAUGUGGGAAAUAGUUACACGAGGGAUGACCCCUUACCCAGGAAUACAGAAUCAUGAAAUUUAUGACUAUCUGCAUGGGGGCCACAGGUUGAAGCAGCCUUCUGACUGCCUGGAUGAGCUGUAUGAGAUUAUGUACUCCUGUUGGCGAAGUGAUCCUGCAGACCGACCAACAUUUACCGACUUAAAAGUGUUUCUCACCAAGUUUUUAGAGAGUAUGCCUGAAAUUCGAAGCAAGGAAGAAAUUAUUUAUGUCAAUACAGGUAACCCUGAAGAGCAGAGUGCUCUGACUGAAGAGCCUACCUUUUCCGAUCUGCACCCAUGCGAUUGCAAUGAAACAGAACCCUGCAGUCUGAGGCCUGCAGAAACUACUGUCACUGUGGAAAUCCAUGAAGCCAUGGAAACAGAAGACAGAUACGUCAUAUCUGGGGUAUCUGAAGAACAGUUGAACACAUUAGAUGCAAAAACACCUUUGUUGCCUGGAGUGAGCCAAAGUAACGGGACAACAUCCCUUGAAACUAGACCCCACUCUGAGGAUAUUCCUUACGCUGAUGAUUCAUCCGAUGACUCUGUUAUAAUGCUAUAAAGGACUGCUCAUGAGCUUUGUUCUGCCUGUUGCUGGACAGAUCGAAAGUACUGCCAGAUCCAAAUAUAUAUUUGUACAUUUUGUUUUAAGAAAGUAAUCAACAAAUUUUGCUACUGUGACGAAAUUCACCAGUAUGUUUUUUAUUCAGUUGUUAACUCAUCUGAGAGCGGUCUUCUCACCAGUCCAGUGUUUGGGACUUGGUGAUAAAUCAGGGAUCAUUUUGAAGGUUUGUAUAUUUGUACACAAUUACUUCCUAGUUCUGAGGAUUUUCAGGGCAUUGUAAGAAUUGAUACAGCAUUUGAACUGUCUAACAAAUAUUUUUGUACUUAGUAUUGGAGGCCUUAAAAUAUGAAUUAUUUUUUCCCAUAUAUAACUGUCUCCGCAUCAAUUGAUGGGGGCCCGAAUUGAAUAAAGCAGUGUUCAUUUCACAUGAUGAUAUCACAGGGAAAGACUAUCCAGCCUGUUUCCGUUCAUUGCUCGUGGUGAAAUCCUAGUUCCUGUUAUUUCUUUCACUGGCAAAGAACUUAUUUUGAUGUUCUCCCAAGGUAUUUGCCUCACUGCUCCAUGUGGAAAUCUUUUCCAAGUGUAUUAUUUGAGUGAGGAACAAAGUCCUGAUACCACUCCUGACUUUGCUUUUAAGUAUUAUAUGACAAGUCUUAGAUUUUUGAAAUUACAUUCUGAUAUUUGAUGUCCAUUGGUAUGUUUCAUUUAUAGUUAAUGUUUUAGAUCUAGCUGACUUUAUUUCCUCAAAGUUCAAUGGACUGGCCAAUCGCUGGUGACAGUCCAUAAUCUGCUGGUAAACUAGUCGUUAAAUGGGUAAAUACUAAACAAUCUUAAUUCACAAAACAGGAGAUGGUCAUUUAGCCCAUUGUUUCUGUUCCAGUUGUAUGUUAGAGCAAUCCAGAGCUUAUCCAUAAACCUUAUCCAUCUUUAGCUGAUUCCUUAUGGGGAACAGUCUCAAUGAAUAAUCAACACCUUUAAAAGCAGCCAGUCUUCAGUUGUGAACCGAGAUGAUCACUGUCCUUGAGAUUCAACCAUGGCCAAAUGCUCAGCUGCUGGUAUCAUUUGAUUCCAAUAAAUGACUGGUAUUCCCUUCUCAAGAUGAACCCUCUAUGACUGUGGUGUAGUUAUAUUAACCAACCUGCUUGGACAUGCUGUGACACACCUUCAGAGAAGGUGGUUCAGCUUUAUGUUGUUUAAUUUAUGUUGAUAUCAGCUUAGAUCUUUGUUAUCUUCCUUACAGGAAGUGGUAGUGAUACAUUAUGCUACUUCAUUGAAAAUAUUUUGCCCUUGACUUUAUUAGGCCCAAACCCCUCCUCCUCCUCAAUGGAAGAGGUAAGGGUAUUGCUUAGAAAACUGGACUUGUUUUUUGACUUGUUAGUUAGGUGUUAAAUGACCUGAUGGCAGAGAUCUUGCUGCCACUGCUAUGUAGUGUCAGAUUUUGACCAUUGAUAGUUAUCCCUGAAUACCUUUGUGAACUUUGUUCAAAACAAUGGAGAGACUGCCAUCAUAUGGAACUGUUUCACAUUGUUUAGUCAGUUAUUACUUGCUGAAAUAAUGCACAAUCAAUUUAAAUCACUGAUUAUUUUGAAGCAUAAAAGCACAAAAGAUAUGAAUGCAUUAGAGAGAAUGUAGAAGUGAUUGACAAGAAUGGUUCCUGGGAGGAAGAUCUUCAGUUGUGAGGAUAGAUUAAAGAAGUUGGAACUGUCUAUCUUGGAGAGAUGAAGGCUGAGGGAAGAGCUGUUUGAGGUUUUCAACAAGAUGAGUGUGCUCGCUAGCGGAGAUGGGAGAAUUUGUUCCCACUUGUAAAACAAACAGAAAUGAGAGGGCACAGAUUUAAAGUGAUGUGCAAAAAAAGUGAGGGUGACAAAAACGUUUUCACACAGUGAGUACUUAGGGUACGGAAUGCAUUGCCCGGAAAUGUGCUGGGGAUUCAAUUUGAGACACUCAGGGGGCAUCGGAUUAUUAUUUGGAUGGAUGUAGUGUACUAGGGUAUGGGGAAACAGCAGGAGGUUGGCACUGGGUAAUGAUGUUGUUUGAAGUGCCAGUACAGGUUCAGUGGGCCAAAUUGCAGCCUCUUGAACUGUAAGAAUUCUGCAAUUCAAUUUUAAAAAUAAAGAUCACGUGGCAAAGUAUCGUGAUAAAGCUAAAAUCAUUCAAGUGGCCAAUUUUUAAGUGAGCCUUACUGUAUUACAAGCAAAGAAUUGUACAGUUACCAAGCAUGCAACCAUGGCACAUGAUUGUAAGGCAAUAUAGAUUAUUCAUGUAGAUCUACUGUGAGAACGUUUAAAUCCUAUUUGACAGAUUUUGACAACUUUCAUGUGAGGAUGUGCAUUGUGUUGAAACGCUUUGCACAGCCAAACAGAUAAAACACAACACUUCCUAAUUUUUUUUUGAUGUUGUUAAUAAGCACUUGUUGGUUGAUUGACCUGCUAACCAUCUGCCCUCACCAGACACAUGCUUUCCUCCAGCCAUUACAUCUUAGAUUAUGUAACUUAAUUUAUUUCUUCCUCUUUUACUUUCUCCUUCCUUAAUCCUAUCCAGCCAUGCUUUUCUCUGUACAUUUUCCCCCUUUGGUUGGAAAUGUGGAGCCAUGUAUGAAUAAGCAGUGUCCAUGCCAAACAUAAUCCCAAACUACACUAGUCCCACCUGCCUGUUCCUGGCCCAUUACCCUCUAAGCCUUUCCUCUUCAUGUACUUAUCCGAAUGUCUUUUAAACAUUGUAGUUGUAUUAUCAACCACUUCCUCAGGAAGUUCGUUCCACAUGCAAACCACUGUCUGUGUAAAAAAAGUUUGCCCCUCAUUUUUUAAAAUUUAAAUCUGCCUCCUCUCACCUUAAAAAUGUGUCCCCUAAUCUUGAAAUCCCCCAUUAUAGGGAAAAGACAACUACUAUUAACUCAAUCUAUGCCCCUCAUUAUUUUAUAAACUUGUAUAAGGUCGCCUCUGAACCGACACUCCGGUGAAAAAAGUCCCAGCCUAAUACAGCCUUUCUUUAUAACUGAAAACUUCCAUAUUUGGCAACAUCCUGGUAAAUCUCUUCUGAACCCUCUCCAGCUUAAUAUUACCCUUCCUAUAGCUUAUGUGAUCCAGCCUCAUGUGAUUUCAGACCCACAACAAUGUGGUUGACUUGCCUUCUGGAAUGGCCUGGCAGUUCAAGGGCAAUUAGGGAAGGGCAAGAAUGCCAACAAUCUCCACACUUCAUUAUUUGAUCAUUCAUCUCUGGUUACUAAAUCUGCUUCAAUUGACCUUUGCAACUUUGAAGCUGGAGUGAAACUAUGCCUUGAGCACGUUUGAAUUUUAUGAUUCUAUAGUUAUGACUUCUGUAAGUAUAAUUGAUGCAGUGUUUCAUGGUACCUCGAAGGUCACUGACUCAUUUUGCUCGCUCUGACAUGCAUUAGAACUGGACUCCCAGCCAGGAAACCAACUGGACUACUUGCAAACUAAAACAGAAAAAGAAACGAGAAAGGGAAAAAACUAAUGGACAGCAUGAGAGUUUAAAACAUGCACAAAGCACAAAACCAAAUUGGGAAGAAAUCCAGAUUGGAUGGUGCAUGUGGUGUGGGCACUGUUGUAUUCUUUGUGUAUUAAAGGCUAAUCCUACACGUGGGCAAUCCAUGAACUUUAAAUGUUCUUACAUACAACAAAGAGCGCUGAGAGUUUUGGCACUGUCACAUUAAUUGUAACUUAGUAAAAGCAAUUACUUGGGAGGCUUAAGGCAUUCCAUUUUCAUGAACUGUAUCUGUCGUGGUACAGGCUGGGCUUUAUGUUCCUCUAUAAUAGG
Stegostoma tigrinum is the source of this 7151-nucleotide messenger RNA. It is a transcript of the gene mertka, whose product is annotated as c-mer proto-oncogene tyrosine kinase a. Gene Ontology annotation, cellular component: signaling receptor complex. The record is from RefSeq and is a predicted model, not a curated record. Lineage: Eukaryota; Metazoa; Chordata; Chondrichthyes; Orectolobiformes; Stegostomatidae. The transcript has 19 exons. Gene Ontology annotation, biological process: phagocytosis; multicellular organism development; protein phosphorylation. Bases 498 to 3371 code for a protein of 957 amino acids. Gene Ontology annotation, molecular function: ATP binding; protein binding; transmembrane receptor protein tyrosine kinase activity.